This is a messenger RNA of Hippocampus comes (tiger tail seahorse), 1897 nucleotides long. It is a transcript of the gene flad1, whose product is annotated as flavin adenine dinucleotide synthetase 1. Gene Ontology annotation, biological process: FAD biosynthetic process. The coding region runs from base 178 to 1737 and encodes 519 amino acids. Gene Ontology annotation, molecular function: FMN adenylyltransferase activity. The transcript has 11 exons. The record is from RefSeq and is a predicted model, not a curated record. Lineage: Eukaryota; Metazoa; Chordata; Actinopteri; Syngnathiformes; Syngnathidae.
AAAGACCCGUGCUCUUUCUUCAUGAUUGGACGGCGACGGUUUUGUCAGUUGAAUGACGUGACGCAGCUGGCUCGGCAAGGAACACAUGCAACGUCAGUUCUUCCUUGUAGGAUCCGUUAAGAAACGCAAGGAGGGCUGAGCUGUGUAAUAAUUACAGACACUCCCGAUGGAUUCUUCAUGUUGAUCCCAGGUUUUUUGAAGCUGAGUCGGCCGGUGGUGCGUUUGAGGAGACUGGCAGCUCAGCUGGGCAAAGUAGCGAUGUCCACUGCCGCGGCUAAUGGAGAGGCUCCUACUGCGGCCAUCCUCAUCAUCGGGGAUGAGAUACUCAAGGGCCACACGGUGGACACCAACAGUGCCUUCCUUACGCGAGCGUUGCGGAAGCUCGGCGUGUCCGUGCAGCGCAUAACAGUCAUCCCGGACGUCCAGGAGGUCAUCGCCAAAGAAGUGGCUCUCCUUUCUUCCCAGCACACCCACCUCAUCACUUCCGGAGGCAUCGGGCCCACCCAUGACGACGUCACCUUUGAGAGCGUUGCUAUGGCCUUCCAGGAGGAGGUCUAUCCCCACCCUGAGCUCUCACGGCUGGUGGAGGAAUUCUUCGGGGUGGUGGACAAAGGCAGCCCGGCCAUGAAGAUGGCCAUGGUGCCCAGAUCAGCCAAACUCAACUUCGGAACAGAUGCUCAGACAGGAAAACCUCUCCGCUAUCCAUUGGUGAGCGUGCGUAAUGUAUACAUCUUCCCAGGAAUCCCAUCUCUAAUGGAAAGAGCCUUUCAUGGGUUGGAGCACCUCUUUGCGAGUUCAGGAACCACGUUUCACACUCGUGAGGUGUUUGUGGCUGAGGAUGAGGCCGGGAUUGCCCCCUUGCUCACCAAAUUGCAGGCCUCCUGGGGCCACAAGGUGGCCCUCGGCUCUUACCCUGACUGGCUGAGCAACUACCACCGAGUCAGGCUGGUGCUGGACUCGGACAGCCAGGAGGAGGUGGACAAAGCUCGGGCGCAGCUGAUCGAGGAGCUGCCUAAGGGAAGCGUGGUGCCUUUAGUGAAGGACCCGGUGUCCAUCGCCACUGCUGAAGUGUACAUGUUGGCCAACAGCGGCACACCGCUGGGCGAGAAAGUUACGUCCGCGCUCAAAACAGUCGAGGCGGCGCUGGAUCAGUAUUCCACGGAGGAAGUCUGCGUCGGCUUUAACGGCGGCAAGGACUGCACAGCGCUGUUGCAUCUCUACUACGCGGCGCUGAAGAGGCGCUACCCCGACAGUAAAGACAAGGUGAAAGCUCUUUACAUUCGCAUUGUCUCCCCAUUCUCCGAAAUGGAGCGGUUCCUUCAGGAUACUAUAAAAAGAUACGACCUGGAUCUGUUUUCUGUGGAGGGCAGUAUUCGGCAGGCGCUUAGCGAGGUGCAGGAAAGGAGGCCCGAGCUGAAAGCCGUCUUGAUGGGAACCAGGAGGAGUGACCCUUACUCUCACACGCUAACCCCCAUGUGUCCCACUGACCCUGACUGGCCGUCCUAUAUGAGAGUCAACCCUUUACUGGACUGGACUUAUCACGACAUUUGGUCCUUUUUGAGGACGUUAUACGUUCCCUACUGCAUUCUUUAUGAUAAAGGGUACACGUCACUGGGCAGCAUGGACAACACGUGUCGAAACGCGGCACUGCAGGUGGUCGAUGGCAGAGGGGUAAAGCGCUACCAGCCAGCCUACCGAUUAGAAAAUGAAGAAGAGGAGCGGAACUCUCGUGUGUGACACUUUCUCGCAUGGACGUAUUUUAUUUUUUAUUUUUUACCCCAUUCAGUAGAUGAAAUAUCCGGAAAAGAAGACUGUGUUUGCGUAAUUACGAUUGUUUUUGUGUUACUGAUCCAUAAGCUUUUUCGCUGCUGAAUAAAGCAUCAAUCAAGUCCUCUUU